UCACAUGAGCAGAGAUCUGUUUACAAACUGAGCAGACAAGAAGUGCUCGGCACCAUUAUGAGCAUGCAGAGCUGGAGGAUAAGAUCAGGAAAACACUGGAUGUGAACACACAGACACACUCGCAUAUAGGGUGGACACCUUUUCACAAAACUGUCAUCUUUGACGUUCCUCUUCUCGUGAAUGCUUAUGGAGGGGAGAGAGCAAGACAGAUGGUGAAGAGGGGAGCGAGCCAACACCAACACAAAGUCACUCUGAGCUUUCAAAGCAGGUACAUUCACCCAAGAAAGCAGUCUGAUUACGUCUUCGUCUUUGUGAUCAGGACAGGAAGACUGUCCUUGGGAAAAAGGACAAGAAAAGCAGGUGGAGCAUGAAAAAGGUGGGAGAAGGCAAAAAUGGAUGAAUGAAUAUUUUGACAGUGUUUUGAAGCUAGACAAGAAGUGCCAUAAGUUUAUGCCUUGUUUAUGUGAUCACCCAGAAGAACACAGAGAACUUGGUGUUAUUGUAGAUGUAUUGCAAUGACAAGAACUAUAACAAGCCAACUGUAAACGCCUCACCUCACACUACAGUCUAACCUGCCUUAAAAAUCUGCUACAAAAAAGGACUGCUUGAGAUAACAUAAACUAAAGUUUGGGUUUAGAACAUCACAUUGGAGAAACAGAAAGUCAGAGCCCUAGUAUGCAUUAUCAUGUUGUGUGUUUUUUCCUGGAAAAGGAGUGAACAUUUGAAUCUCAGUGCAAAUUUUGAACUGAAAAAUUGAGACUUGACUCCAAUCAAGAAAACAUGCUUAUCCUGCCUUCAUGCAAAUGGGCAAGGGAAUGUGGUGGGUGCUUAUAAUGUGUUAAACAGAGACAGUGAGGAUUUCAUGAGCUGUGGCUUUAUUGUGGAAGUUUUGGGCAAGCCAGAGUCCAGAUUAUUUAUCCGAUUUUUUAAAGGGAUAAAUCUCACUUGCUGCCUCAUUUCAACACUGUCUUUCUGGAACCCAUUAUUGAUUGGCUGGAUCGACUGAAACAACCUGGCCUCUUGUUCAUGAACCAACUCCUGUGGUGUAACAUAGGAGUCAAGCAGGACUGUAAGGAUUUCAUUGUGCUCGAUCCUUCGUCUUCCCACAGUGGAGGGUUUCUAUUCUGUCUUUGUCCCACCCACAUACAGAAUGCAUGAGAGAUGGCCAGGGGUAAAGUUGACUAUCACUAUAUUCUUAUUUUGAAUUUUGCACGUACUGAUUUCUUUUCUGCUAAAUUUUCCAAGUUUAAACUUCAUACAGUGAAUGUGCUAAAAUCUGCUUUUUGUCAUACAAAUGUUGUGGUAUUUCCAUGCUGGCUAUAAUAAAUGGGCUAUUUUACAGAAUUAUUUAUUUUGAUCUUACACACUGUCUACAGGCCUCACACAGAUGAUUAUAUACUGUAGUGUGUAGCUCAACAUAACCUCAUAUCACCAUGAUAUUAGGAUUACAGAGAAGAUUUGUAUUUACACAUUCAACAAUUUUUGUUUAAAACGUAGCUGACAUUGAAUGAGUAUUCAGCCAAAACAGGACGUUUGUGUGACCAAAGCCUACACAUUGGGACUGCAAAAUGAGCACAGACGUCACAUACCCCCUCCCCCUGAAUGUCUAUAUCAUCAUCCUUGGCAUUGGCCUCUUCAUCUUUAUGUUGAGCCUCAUCUUCUGUUGCUAUUUGUUCAGCCUGAGACGACAGGUCACACAGGAGCAGUUUGGAUAUAAUGAAGUUGUUCUAAAGGGAUCAGAGAAGAAGCUAAGCCUCCUUGGUCAGACCUGUGCUGUUUGUCUGGAGGAGUUUAGGAGCAGGGAGGAGCUUGGUGUUUGUCCCUGCUCACAUGCUUUUCACAAGAAGUGUUUGGUAAAGUGGCUGGAAAUCCGAAGUGUCUGUCCCAUGUGUAAUAAACCCAUCUGCCGGCUCCAUCCUGAUCCUCCGCAGGGGGCAGAGGGCCUACAAAACCCCCUGCAGGUGUGACAGAAGAGGCAUAGUGUCAGGGAGAUAAAGUCUCUUGAUCAUAUGGAACUCGUUCAGUUUCAAUCGAGAAUAACAUUUAAAAAAACACAGUGUCAUGUAGCCCACUCCAAUAUCAACUGACGUCCUUUUUAAAACUACUUUGUUGUCCAACGAGGACUUUUCAACAAAGAUGUCUUUAAGGACUGAAAAUAUUUAGCCAUGCAGUUAGCCAAAAAAAAUUGAAGUUAUAUGGAUGGUUGAAGAGAGAGGGAUUAAAAUUUGAAAAAAAAAGUUGAUCAGUGGCGCACUACAUGGAUGCAUUGAGAAGACAUGGCACAAUAUAAUGUAUAUAUUCAUAACUCUGCCAGUAGCAGAGGAAACUAUAUUAUCACAGACAAAUAAGCAAUCAUUAUAUGAAGAAAUUUGUCAAAAAAAGCAUUUUAGUGUCCCAACCCUGGUCUAUUUUUAUUCAUUCAUUCAUUCAUUCAGUCAGUCAGUCAUUCAUUCAUUCAUCCAACUUCAGUAACUUCAUCCUAGUCAUGAUGGAUCCAGAAUCUAUCCUGGGAACACUAGCUAUGAGGCUUGAACACACCCUGAAUGGGUUGUCAGUAUCAUUGUACUGCAUAAUAGGGCACCAUGCAUAAGCACGCAUUAAUACAUUCACUCGCCAAAAUGUAUUUGUGAAGAAGAGAAAAACAGUGGUUCACUAAAAACCUGUUGAAUAUGAAUAACCUUAUUAUUAUUAUUAUUAUUAUUAUUAUUAUUAUUAUUAUUAUUAUUAUUAAAUGCCUGUCAUCGUGGUAGUUUCAGCACUCCAGAUUCAGGGUUUGGGUGAACAGGAGUUUUGAGUAGACUUUAAGCUAUUUUGAAGUAGUUAUUUUAUAUUGUAUGCACUCUUCAAUAAAGUGUAAAAUUUCAGUGAUGGAUUAGAACCAGUGUUAAUUAUUUGUUUGUUAAAGUGUGGAUUCUUUAUAGGAAUAAAGGGGAAAUAAUA
Messenger RNA from Tachysurus vachellii, 2940 nucleotides. Its product is annotated as RING finger protein 122. The transcript is spliced from 8 exons. The record is from RefSeq and is a predicted model, not a curated record. Lineage: Eukaryota; Metazoa; Chordata; Actinopteri; Siluriformes; Bagridae. Gene Ontology annotation, cellular component: endomembrane system. Gene Ontology annotation, molecular function: ubiquitin protein ligase activity; zinc ion binding. Bases 1569 to 1967 code for a protein of 132 amino acids.